Malurus melanocephalus (red-backed fairy wren) is the source of this 2840-nucleotide messenger RNA. It is a transcript of the gene CEP78, whose product is annotated as centrosomal protein 78. The record is from RefSeq and is a predicted model, not a curated record. Gene Ontology annotation, molecular function: protein binding. Bases 220 to 2541 code for a protein of 773 amino acids. Lineage: Eukaryota; Metazoa; Chordata; Aves; Passeriformes; Maluridae. The transcript is spliced from 16 exons. Gene Ontology annotation, cellular component: centrosome.
GCUCGCGCGCCACGCGGCGGCCGCGGCAACGGCGGCGGGCCCAGGGGAGGGAACGCGCGGAGCGACGGUAAUGCCGGGUGGCGGCGGGGGACAACGGGACACGGUGCCGGGGAACGGCGGGUAGCAACGGUAGUACCGGCUAAAGGCGGGUAACAGCGGCAGUACCGGCUAACGGCGGGUAACAGCGGUAGUGCCAGAGGAAUUUAUCACAUAAAAGAAAUGAUUGAAUCAGUAAAAUUAAGAAGACAAUGCAUGCUGGAUUUCUACUCACAUUAUGAACAUCUUUGUGAACUUCAAGGCUCUCUCCCACUGAAAGCUGUGAAGGCUAAUGUGACUCAUGAUGCUAUWGAUCUGAUUGUCGAUCACAUCAAAGCUACUGAUUGGGCACCACUUCUGAAUGCUCUCAGGCAUAGUAAGACUUUGACUUCUAUUGGAAUAAGAAGUUUACAUCAACACAGUCUUGAAGAACCAGGUAUUGAAAAACAUAAAACUUCCUUUAGAAGGAGAUUUCCAGCAGCUCUGUCAAAAGACUURACUGGCCAACUAUGCAAAGCUUUGAAAGGCUGUCUCAGUAUAUCAGAYGUACUAAAAAAAUUAGAACUACAAGGUUUGCUUCUGAGGGAGAAAGACCUAACACUUUUAACAAAGGGCUUGGCCGCAGCUUCAUCUCUGGAGAGUGUCUCUUUAGCCCACUGUCCAAUUGGAGAUGGAGGGUUGGAAACAAUCUGUCAGAGUAUAAAGAAUACAGCUACUAUCAGAUCUGUAAACUUCACAGCAUGUAGCCUCACGUGGCGAGGGGCAGAACAUAUAGCAAAUGUAUUAAAGCACCAGGCAAUGAAAAGACAUGGUGAAGCUUGGGCUGAAAGCCUGCGUUACAGGAGACCUGACCUUGAAUAUAUGACAGGUUUGAGACGGAUUACUUUGAACUGCAACAUGCUUGUUGGAGAUAGAGGAGCAAGUGCCUUUGCAGACUGUCUAGGAGAAGACCUUUGGCUAAAAGCACUUGAUUUGCAGCAGUGUGGAAUAUCCAAUGAGGGAGCAAGGUCAUUAUUAGAUGCUCUUCAAACUAAUACAACAUUAGUGGUACUUGACAUAAGGAAAAAUCCAUUAAUUGGUCAUGUUCUGAUGAAAAGUAUUAUUGAAAGAGUUCUUAAGAAUGGAAGUAGUGCUGAUUCAGAGUAUAAGUGGCUGUCUCCAUCUUCCAAAGAUGCUUUGAAAACUAARCCAAAGAAAAGAACUAUUGUCCUCGGAAGUGGUCGGAAAGGAAAAGCUACWAUUCGUAUUGGAUUAUCAUCUAAAAAAUCAGUAAGUCCCGGGAAAAAAAAUUCCUCAGUGAGAGACAGUUAUGCACCAAAACCACUGCCACCAGGCACAAAAGGCUUCCUUCCUUGGCGGACUGCAGAACGUUCACAGAGAUGCAGAGGUGGUGGGUCAGCAAAUCGUGCUGAAGAAUUGCCCUUGAAGAUUCAGACUGGUGUUCCUGUGAAAGUGACAGUAGAAAGUGCUUCUUCGUCUGAAACUGAAGACACACAAGAUUUAGAGGAUGGUAUCCACCAGUGUGAUUUGACAAAAUCAUUAGAUGUGAUGGAUAUAACACAAUAUCAACAGUUACAGUUGGAGCUGGAAGACUGCUUGGAAAAACUAAAGGAAGAACAAAAAGCUAGAGUAAAGGCUGAGGAGCGGCUACUAGAGCUGGAGAUUGAAAAUGCAAGAUUAAAGAGUCUAAAUAUGUCCCUGUCCGAGGUUCUUCACGCACAGUCAGUAACCAGCUUGAUUUUGGAAGAUGAAGGUGUUCUAGGCAGCAUUGAGAGCUCUUUCCAAAAGUUCCAUGCUUUUUUAGACCUCCUUAAAGAUGCUGGACUUGGACAACUUGCUGUAAUAGCUGGGAUAGACCAAUCAGAUUUUGGUAUUUUGGGGCUUUCACAAAUGAAUUCUACUCUUGGUAAGCCUGUGAACAUGGGAAAGGAGAAGUCUUUUGAAGAAGAAAGACAGGAACAUACCCAGAAUUGCAGAAACAGAGCUGGGGAUACCCAACUUUCUCUUCCUGGCGCAUUUCAAUCCCAGAUGGUUGGGAAUAAUGCCUUUUCAUCACUUAGAGAAAUUCAAGAACUUCAGGCUGCUGGACAGCAGUAUCAACCAGGUUCAUGGAAGGAAAAUGAAGCUCAAACAAUUAGCCAAAAUAAGGAGGAGAAACCUCGAAGUAGCACUCCAAUAUUACCUGAGAGGAGAGUCAAACAAAAUGAACAAGCAAAAGGACAUCACUCAGCAAGACAAUUGGCUACCAGUCUGCAUUCUUUUACUGAUUCCAGUGUACAGACCAGAAGUGAUGAUAGCAGAAUAUCCAGUAAUAUUUCUGGUGAAAAAAGCAAAAAUUCUUCCUCUAAGAAAUACAUCUCUGUACCAAUUGAAACAGCAGCUCCAGGUACUGGAGUGAGAGGAGACAAAAGUAGACUGCAGGGUGUAAUUGUUAGCCCUGGAACUGAUAUUGUAGGAUCUGCCUCUGAAAUACAAGAAAGUAUACAAAGUGUUACCAGCAUUUGAAAUGGUUCUAAAAUGUUUGGACUGUUCUUUACACUUACAAGAUUAAUAAUAAUAAUAGGCUUUGAAUAUCUCACUAGGUGACUUUUUUGUAAAAUUUUGUAGACUUUAUGACUUUUUAAAACAUUGCAUGCUGCUCAGAAUUCCUGUUUCAUAUUUGUGUUUCUUGUCAUUAGAUUUAUAGUUUUGAAAACAUGUGAUACCUCUAUGGUACCCAUCAGUUUGUACUACAUAUAAAGAAAGCUUGGCACAUGGAUUUCCUUAUCACAGAUCUUUGAGCUAAUAAAAUUAAUUUCAGUACA